This is a messenger RNA of Pseudocercospora fijiensis CIRAD86, 1650 nucleotides long. RefSeq lists its product as uncharacterized. Gene Ontology annotation, cellular component: membrane. Gene Ontology annotation, biological process: amino acid transmembrane transport. Gene Ontology annotation, molecular function: amino acid transmembrane transporter activity. The record is from RefSeq and is a predicted model, not a curated record. NCBI's taxonomy places the organism in Eukaryota, Fungi, Ascomycota, Dothideomycetes, Mycosphaerellales, Mycosphaerellaceae. The coding region runs from base 1 to 1650 and encodes 549 amino acids. The transcript has 2 exons.
AUGGGUCAAGCAGACAUCGAAAGUGUGAACGAAGGGGCCGUAGACGACCAGCGGAAUCCCUACAGCGACAAAACACGAGAUGACAUACCACCAGAAUCUCCAACAACCCCAACACUGGCUCGAAAGCUCUCCGCACGACAAGUCCAAAUGAUAGCAAUCGGAGGAACCAUAGGAACCGGCCUCUUCCUCGGAACCGGGACUUCCCUCGCAAAAGGCGGACCGGCAUCAAUGCUCAUAGCCUAUGCAAUCGUAGGCGCCAUCGUCUACAUGACCAUGCUCGCACUCGGAGAAAUGGCAGCAUUCAUCCCCAUCGCCGGCUCAUUCUGUACCUUUGCCGGAAGAUUCGUCGACGAUGCGUUCGGCUUUGCGCUCACGUGGAAUUACUGGUUUAAUGACGCCGUCUCGACGGCUUCGGAUGUCAUUGCAGCGCAAUUGCUGUUGCAGUAUUGGACUGAUAAGUUUCCGGGGUGGGGCAUAAGUUUGAUACUCCUGGUGGUGAUAAUUGGGUUGAAUAUUGUGACGGUGAGGGUAUAUGGUGAGAUUGAAUACUGCCUUUCGUUCCUUAAGGUGGUGACGAUUGUCAUUUUCAUCAUCCUCGGUAUCGCGGUGAAUUGUGGCGGGAAUACACAACAUGAAUACAUCGGCACGCGAUACUGGUACCAAGGCGACGCACCUUUCGUGAAUGGAAUCGGAGGCUUCGCGUCGGUGUUCGUGACCGCGGCGUUCGCGUAUGGUGGGACAGAGAGCAUCGCAAUCACAGCUGGAGAGACGAAGAAUCCUGCGAAAAACCUCCCGCGCGUGGUCCGCAAUGUUUUUUGGAGAAUUUUGAUCUUCUAUAUUUUGGCCAUCCUCAUCAUCGGACUCAACGUGCCAUAUGACUAUCCUGGUCUGGCGAACAGAGAUAGUCAUGUCUCGCCAUUCACCCUCGUGUUCCAGACGGCAGGAAGCACGAUUGCCGGGUCUUUCAUUAACGCUGUGGUUAUGACGAGUGUCAUUUCUGCUGGCAAUCAUGCGUUGUACGCCGGUUCGCGGCUCAUGUACGCGCUUGCUGUCAAUGGCCACGCACCUCGAUUCCUCGGAAAGCUCAACCGGAACCAAGUCCCGUGGGUGGCAGUUUUAAGCACAUCAGUCAUCAGCGGCUUAUGUUUCGGGGCAUCGUACAUCGGCGCCGGUCAGCUCUGGACCUGGUUGCAGAAUAUCGUCGGUGUUUCGAACCAGCUGUCGUGGAUCGCUAUCAACUUCGCAUCUCUCCGCUUCCGAUCUGGCCUUCGCAAACAAGGAUUAGACCAUCUUCUGCCUUUCAAGAAUUGGACAUAUCCAUAUGGCCCCCUCGCUGCGGUAUUUUUGAACGGCUUCCUCGUGCUUGUGCAGGGUUGGAGUUGUUUUUCUCCGCACUUCAAGGCGGUCGACUUCGUGAGCUAUUAUAUUGAGUUGCCGGUCAUGUUGGUCAUGUUCGUGGGGUGGAAGGUAUGGCAUAGAACGAGAUUCGUCAGAGCAGCGGAGAUGGAUUUGGUUACAGACCGAUUCGACACUGGACUGCUGCCAGAGGAGCGGUCGAAAGUUUUGGCAGAUGCAAAGUUCGUGCCUUGGCGCAAGGGAGAGGGUUGGAAGGCGAGGAUCAGACGCAUUGGGCAAUGGUUGUUUUUCUGA